This is a messenger RNA of Neurospora tetraspora, 976 nucleotides long. RefSeq lists its product as uncharacterized. The record is from RefSeq and is a predicted model, not a curated record. Lineage: Eukaryota; Fungi; Ascomycota; Sordariomycetes; Sordariales; Sordariaceae. The transcript has 5 exons. The coding region runs from base 170 to 853 and encodes 227 amino acids.
GCGUGUUGCAUACAGCCUGCGUAUCGCGAGCCUGUCAAUGUUAUGGCCAGCUGGCCGCCUAGGUACAUGAGCUCUAAAUCAACCUCACGGUGGACCCGAAAUGUGACCAAACACUCGGAUGGUACCAAAGAGGAGAGAGCUCACCAUUUGAGUUUUGUUUGUGACGGCCAUGAGAUUCACGCCUUACCUCGUCCUUGCGCCAACUGCAGUCGUCUUAGCUCAACUCGUUCAUCCUCUGCAUCGGACAGCUUCCGAUAUACAGCGACAACCGCAGCCGCAGCCGGCCGACCACGCGCAAAUCCCACUUGUAAAGCCUGCCGGAGGACUCGGCUCAGCCAUGCCGCCUUCCGGAGCGCCCCAAGCAGACGGCCCCGCGAACGCAGGGGGCGGCAGCUCGGUCAUGCUUUCGGAUGUUAUGGGUCGGGAUAAGAGCAUCAACCUUUUUGCAGGAUUCCUAAGGAACAUCGAGCCUUCGUCACAACGCCUAGACGAUCCUGCUAAGAACACGACCGUGCUCGCACCCCUCAACUCGGCCAUAGACAGCCUUCCACGGAAGCCAUGGGAAGAUCCAAAAGAUUACAGCGCUUUGGGCGCCAAUGCGUAUGAAGGCGAAGAUGGACAGGGGAGAGCGCAGCGCAACCUGCGCAGGUUUGUUGAGGCUCAUUUGAUUCCAACCAGCCCAUGGCCGGCGGGCGAGAAGGUCAAGCCGGUGGGCGGUGAUACGGAGGUCUGGUGGGAGGAGAAGGAUGGGGUGAAACGGAUCCAACCGGGAGACAUCGAAGUUGUUAGUGUAGGCAGUACUGUCGUCAAUGGCGAAGUGUGGAUCUUGAAAGGCGUUCGGAAUUAUGCCUGACUGUCAUGGAUGGGCGGGAUACACGACGUUGAGAUUGAUUCAAGUAUUUCUGAGCAGGAGUAAAGCCUUUGGAUUUUAGCGAUUAUACUGUGAUGGGCUACAAUAGGAGCUGGAGGACAUCCG